AUGGACGAAGUAAUCCAAGCUUUAUAUCAAAAUUUCUUUCAAAGUUUAUUAUGAGAUUCAAAUUCUGAGACGCGUAAAACUUCUUCCAUUUUUACACAAAAAACCGUCCUCGCUUUUGCUCUGAAACUAUCAAUAUCAGAAACAGUUAAUCUAUUAAAUAUGUUGUGCAUAGUGUGUUCACGUCCCUUGCCAAUACCGAUUUACCAAGACGAAAAUAAAUUGUGCAAAUCAUGCGCAUCACAAAUCAAACUAAAAGACAAUCUGAUGAGAGAUCUCUGUACGGAUGCUGAUUUGGAAAGUGCUCAGCGGCAGCUGAUACAAGAUUUAAAUUUGGAGGAUGAUUUAGAGUACGAACAGGAGUUGAACUAUUUGAGGGAAGCGAAAAAGCAUCUGCUUUUAAAUAAAUCGUUAGAGACAAGGAAUCAUACUGCAGAGAGCUUGAACGAAUAUGUCCAUAAUCAAUUCGAGAAGCAGAAAGCAAGGACGGAUACAUUGACCAAACCAUGUGUGCCCGAAUCAGCGAAUUUUGAAAAAAGGGAAGAGCAUGUGGAGAAAUCCUUUUCCAAAUUCAAUUUCAACGACAGACAGUCCAUAACAAACGAACAAAAGCCCCAGCAAGCGUGUGGCUGUGGUCAACUGAUGAAAGAGAAAGCUAAUCGCCGAGUAGCUAUUAACAGAGGGGCGAAAUAUUCAAUCUUAACACUUCAAAGGCCGGAUGAAAUAUCAACUGAAUUGCCGGAUAAACCGUUGUCAAUCGCGUGUAGAGCUAUUUUUCGACCGACCCAUGCACAGGAAGAGCCAGGCCCACAAUUCGAAAAGAUUCGUUCCGUUCCCAGAAGUACAUCCGGCAAGUGCGAAUCGAUACCGCUAGUCGGCAACAAAAAUCCCUUCAUUUGUCCAGUCACAUUCUGCAAAAAUAUCAUUCCCGUCUCCGAUUUGAUCAAACAUUUUAAAUUGAAUCACAUCCGGGUGCCUAUAGUUUCGGCUGUUCCAGACGCUUGUACAAACCUGUUGUGGGAAGUAAAGACAGAUCAAUUCGGAACAGCACAAUGUUUGAUGUUACUCCUGAGUACGGUAAAACACAAGGAAGCCGGAGAUGGACAUGUGAAGGAUUGCUUACCGAUCGCAAUAAUGACGACGAAAGUAAGGCUAUCUGAUUUGGCAGAAGUGGACUGUCACGAAGAGAGUCAUUUUCACCUCAUUUGGCUGACAGCAAUGAGUUCAUCGGUUGAACCUGUCUAUUACACAAUAACAGCUUGGGAUGGUAAUGGGAACGUUCAUAUUGUUAAUACGACACAAUCAUAUUCCAUUCGUUCGGAUCAAAAUCCAAAAAUGGUUUAUCGAAGCGGAAUGGUGAUGAUGUUAACACCCGAACAAAUUAGUAGACUGAGUAACAAGAGUCAAGAUAUGGUUAAAUUACAGAUUGUUGUUCAUUGAAUAAACCGAAAAUAAUUUCGUCAAUUGGA
Molecule: messenger RNA, 1466 nt
Organism: Bradysia coprophila
Lineage: Eukaryota; Metazoa; Arthropoda; Insecta; Diptera; Sciaridae
Source: RefSeq, a predicted model, not a curated record